CGCACGUGACCUAUAUCGGCAUCUGACCCGCCGGCAAGUUCGGUAUUGGGCGAGUCGCAGCCAGAACUCCAGCUUCGGAAAAUCAUACGUGGACAUUUAACAAGUGGCGACUCCCCACACGUCCACAACUGGCAAAUACGAGUUCACCGCUCACAUACAUCACAUUCUAACGAUACCGAGACAAUAAGCCCCCAUCAGCCGCGGCAUCCAUCAUGUCCGACGUCAAUAUCCCGCAGCUUGUUUUCCUCGCCGUGGUCGGCUUCCUCGUCGUCCGAUGGUACCUCAAACCGGGAUCUCUCGCCGACCCUUCCAGCUCGUCAUCUUCCGGCUCGCGGACAGCCAGCUCACGGACGGGGCUUCGGGGUGAGGUGCCACCGCAGACGAUGGUGCGGGUCGAGCGGGUAGCGCAGAUGUUCCCGCAGUUGGAGCGGCGGGAUAUCUUGUGGGAUUUGCAACGCCAUGGAGGGGAUGUGCAGGGGACGAUUGAGCGGGUGUUGAGUUUGGGGAGGUUGGGGACGCCACCUCAAUCAUUCCAACCAAUCUUCCCUACCCCGGCGAACGCUUCUCCGGCCGCCCGACCGAAUGCCUCACAACCUUCAAAAUCCGCCCAUCCAGACCUCAUUACCCGAUACAACCUCUCUUCCAAGUUAUCCGCAUCAUCACCUAGCAGUGGCGCAGACUCACCUGCCAUUGCGGCUACUAGCGAACGGCCCUUGUCAGAAAUACCGACAAGCAGUGCGGCGAAGGAGGGGUGGUCCUCGAAUAAGGUAGAGCGGGCACAGCUGUUGCAACGGAGAAGAGAGGAGAUGAUAUUGGCGGCGAGGAGAAAGAUGGAAGAGGAGGGGAAAGGGGCUUAAGCAA
Messenger RNA from Eremomyces bilateralis CBS 781.70, 861 nucleotides. RefSeq lists its product as uncharacterized. Bases 213 to 857 code for a protein of 214 amino acids. The transcript is spliced from 2 exons. Lineage: Eukaryota; Fungi; Ascomycota; Dothideomycetes; Eremomycetales; Eremomycetaceae. Gene Ontology annotation, molecular function: ubiquitin binding. The record is from RefSeq and is a predicted model, not a curated record.